AUGACUGAGUACUUGAACAAUGUCAAAAUAUUGAAGGAAUUAAAUGAAAAAUAUUUAACUGACGCCCAGUUGAUAUCAAUUAAAUAUGAGCGACAGCAGUUGAAUGAAUACAAACAGUCGUUGACGAGACAAAAUGACUUGACGCAAAUUUGCGCGUUUACUAUUAGUAAGACCACUGCUAUAAUGGCGACAAGCAAAAAAUUAGAAAUUGAAAUACAGUCUAAAAGAAUAAAAGUAAUAUCACAAUUUACGUCAUUACUUAAUCGGUACGAUUCGGAAAUUGGAGAUAAAAAAAAUUAUUUAGAGGAAUUAAGAGCCGAACGUUUUGAUUUAGAAGAAAAUUUAAAAGAAAUUGAGGAGAUCAUUAACCAACAAUCAGUUAUUUAUGAUGAGUACAUGUACAAACGUCGUCAAGUUGAUGUAGACCGAAUGGAGGCGAUAAUAAAAAGUCACGCUGCUAGAACAAUUCAACGUUGGUGGAAAAAUAUUUUACAAAAACGUAAAAAGACCAAGAAGAAAAAGAAAAAGAAGAAGAAGAAACGUAAAAUUCUUUAA
Molecule: messenger RNA, 555 nt
Organism: Cotesia glomerata
Lineage: Eukaryota; Metazoa; Arthropoda; Insecta; Hymenoptera; Braconidae
Product: dynein regulatory complex protein 10-like
Exons: 3
Coding region: 1-555 (184 amino acids)
Source: RefSeq, a predicted model, not a curated record